Molecule: messenger RNA, 1553 nt
Organism: Branchiostoma belcheri (Belcher's lancelet)
Lineage: Eukaryota; Metazoa; Chordata; Leptocardii; Amphioxiformes; Branchiostomatidae
Exons: 6
Coding region: 48-1538 (496 amino acids)
Molecular function (GO): protein binding
Source: RefSeq, a predicted model, not a curated record
UUUCUUCGGUUACCUGACAACUAAUCACGUUUGAAGCCGGCGUGACUAUGUCUGGGAUGGAAGAAGGGGUCUACCCUGACGACAUUGACCUUCAACUUGUAGAUCAACAACAAGAGGACUCUGCGAGUGGCAUAGGAACGGGGCAAGUGAAAGAGGCUGAAAAAGUACCAGUUUUGGACGUAAACAAGGUAGAUAAAAGGCGAGACAAACUGCAGUGGUCUUCAAAGACAGAAACUUACAGAACGGCUUUCAGCUCGAAAUUCCGCCCGCCGAGGUCGUUUCUAGAGGCGUGUGUACGGUGUAACCCAAAGGGACUGCGCAUGCUCAUACAACAAGGUCCGUCUGAGGAGGAUGUCAAUCAAAUCGACAAGACCGGAAAGACCGGACUCGCUCACGCAUGCGCACAAGGCAGCAUGUCGAUCCUGCAAGUGUUGGUGCAUGCGCAGAACGUCAACGUGAAUCUGGCAGACAACGAGGGAAACACGCCUCUGAUAUUCGCCUCUCAAGCGGGUCACCUUGACGUGCUGGUGUUCCUGCUGCUCAACUUCCCGGAUGUAGCCGUGGACCAGCCCAACCUGGCCGGCAUGACGCCCCUGAUGAAGGCCGCCAUUAACGGCAGACUGGAGUGCGCCAAAGUGCUGGUGUUAGCAGGAGCGUCUACAGAUAAGAGAGACUGGGGCCGGGGGAUGUGCGCGGAGGAGUGGGCCCGGUACUGCGGCCGCGGGGACUGCGCGGAAGUCAUCCGGCGGACCAGGAACAACCCUUCCCCGUUCCACCUCAACCUGCCUCGGUCCAACAGCGAACCGCACAUAGCAGACACCGGCAAACACAGCAAGCAAUAUGAAGACAACAACAACGUCAACAACACAAAGACAAGGUGGGCCCAAGAGGGGAACUGGUUUCAGGCCGGCCUGAGGAAGAUUCGCCGUAAAUUCAAGUCAGAAACCACGCUAAAAGACUUCAUCCAGAAAAAGGAAGACAGCGCGUGUCAGUACCUUGUGCUGGUGACCAGGUGCAGCGCAGCCACCCUCUUACAGGAGAGCAUGCCGGGGAGAGCUGUGAAGUUCCCGGCGGAGAGACCUCGGCCAGCCCACCCGGGAAGCAUUCGGCUGACCGAGGUCUCGGUGGAGAGCGACUCGUCAUCCAUCGACACGUCUUCGACCACGUCUUCGGAGACCGGGUCAGCAGCGGGGUCACUCAAGGACAACGACCUCGCCGAGCUGUCAAAAAAGAAGAAGAAGGGAAAGAAAAAGAGCCACGCCCCGAAGGUGCGAGUGAUCAAGGCGCCCACGGACCCCACGGAGCUGGAGCGGAAGCUGGACAGGUAUCGCACCCGCCACCCUCCGGACAUGGGCGCCCUCAGCCCGCCCCCUCGGCGGAAACACAGCACCCGCGCGCCCAAGGUCCCAAACAACCUCCGCCGCACCCAGUCGGAAGGUUCCAACUUGGACAACAACUUUCAGAACGACCCCGCCACUGCUACAGCGGACGGGAACCUCAGUGACAAUAGAUCAACAUCUAUCGACGCCAUGUUCUAACUGUUACAUCGUCAA